AGGGUCAAUAAUGCCGUAAUAAAAUCAAUAUAAUACAGUAGAACGUAUGCAAUAUCUCACUGUUCUUGAAUACGGUUUUAAAUACAGUGCGCAAGUGUUUGGUAAAAAGGAAAAUAACGCUCACAUCCGUCAUACUGUAAACUGGCAUAUCCAGUGACGCCUAUUAGCAUGACCUCUACUCCAGUUGAAAACGGUUUCCACUAGUUACCCCAGCCACAAAAUCUAAAUUGGCUUUAUCGUAAACAUUUAUGAAAACAACCAUUUGCUUUUUGGUUUGAAUUUUAGGGUUAGGCUUGAGAUUAGCAUUCUGGUCAAGGUAAGGGUUAAGAUCACAUUUUAAGAAGAUAUAUUGUAGAAAUAGUCGAGGUUUAUGACUUUGUGGCCGUGUCACUUAGUGACGACCGUUCAAAACACUCGGGAACCGAGGUUGAAUGAAUGGAUCAUUUAAAUAUAAUUGCAGCAACCGGGCAGCAGUUUGAUUUACAAAUUCAUUACUCUUAAAAAUUACUAACUUUAGAAAAGGCUUAUGUGCUCCGCGACGCUCGAUUUUCGACCCGGGGAGCUUAAUGUGACAGGUGUCGGCGUUGAGUCCUUUUCAGCACCACUGCAUCAACAUGGGUGUGAUUGGUGUGCAGCUGGUGGUUACCAUGGUAAUGGCCAGUGUCAUUCAGAAGAUCAUACCUCAUUAUUCCUUCGCAAGAUGGCUGCUCUGCAGUGGAGGUCUUCGGUGGUACCAGCACCCUACGGAAGAUGAGUUGAGGAGCCUUGCUGGAAAACAACAAAAAACAAAGAGCAAGAAGGACCGGAGGAACAAUGGCCACAUAGAUUACAAGCCUCUGACCAUUCCCAAGGACAUAGACCUGCAGCUGGAGACCAAGUGCAUCACAGAAGUGGAUACGUUAGCAUUGCACUACUUCCCAGAGUUCCAGUGGCUGGUGGACUUCACGGUGGCAGCCACAGUGGUGUAUCUGAUCACAGAGCUGUACUACACUGUGGCCCAGCCCUCAGGAGAGAUGAACAUCAGCGUGGUGUGGUGCCUGCUGGUCCUUGCCUUUGUCAUUAAGACUCUGUUCUCCCUGACGGCCUUCUACUUCAAGCUGGAGGAGGGCGGUGAGCGCUCGCUCUGCAUCACCUUCGCUUUCUUCUUCUUCGUCAAAGCCAUGGCCAUCCUCAUCGUCACCGAGAACUACCUGGAGUUCGGCCUGGAGACAGGUUUUGCAAAUUUCUCCGAAAGUGCCACACAUUUUUUAGAGAACCAGGGGUUGGAGUCCCAGGGUCCCAUAUCUAAACUCACCUUUAAGCUGAUCCUGGCCCUGCUCUGCUCUCUGAUUGGUGCAUUUCUCACCUUCCCCGGCCUACGAUUGGCCCAAAUGCACCUGGACGCCCUCAACCUGACCACAGCUAAAGUCACACAGACCUUGCUUCAUAUCAACUUCCUGGCCCCUCUUAUUAUGGUAUUGUUGUGGGUCAAGCCCAUAACCAAGGACUACAUCCUGAACCCUACCCUGGGGAAGGAGAGUGUGCCUUUGAUGACUGAGGAGAUGUACGAUACGUUGCGUUUAUGGACCAUCCUGCUGCUGUGUGUGCUGCGCCUGGCUAUGAUGAGGCACCACCUCCAGGCCUACCUCAGCCUGGCCCAGAAGGGCGUGGAGCAGAUGAAGAAGGAGGCGGGACGCAUCAGCACCGUCGACCUGCAGAAGAUGGUGGCCCGUAUUUUCUACUACCUAUGUGUAAUCGCACUGCAGUAUGUGGCACCCUUGGUGAUGUUGCUGCAUACAACCUUGCUGCUAAAAACCUUAGGUGGACACUCCUGGGGUGUGUACCCCGAGGAAGACUUCCCCUGUCCGCUGGACUCUGACCCUGCCAUGGUGGCAGCACCAACUGCAGCUCCAGGGCCGGAGGUGGAGGCCCACCUGUCAGUGGCUCUCGGGGGCUUGCGGACAGUGUUCACCCCCCUGCUUUUCCGCGGCCUCCUCUCCUUCUUCACCUGGUGGAUCGCUGCCUGCCUCUUCUCCACAUCAAUAUUCGGCCUCUUCUAUCAUCAGUAUCUUAUGGCGGCAUAGCAGCAUUGCCCCAGGGUCAGUGUGGUGUCCCACAAGGAUCUGUUCCAGGCCCGUUCAGAAGUGACUGAGUUGUCAUUAGGUGCCCUAAUGCUUCCUCCAUGGAUGACUCUAAACCUUCUUUUUUUUACAACCUUAUUUUUGAGAGCAGGAUUCACAAAUCCUUACCAUGAGACUAAUGUAAAUGAGGGUAGUGAUAAUAUACACUGAGUGUACAAAACAUUAAGAACACCUUCCUAGGGGCUGUUAUGGUGACCGUAUUACCGCCACACUGGCGUUCAUGACAGCAGUCAAAUUCCAUGUGACCAUUUAGUUACGGUAACUUGGCUUCUCCAAGCUCUGCUGCUGAUGGUCAUUAGUAGACUACCAAACCUGCUUACUGCCUGGUACCCAGCACACUAUUGUCACUCUGACAUCAAUGCAAAGAAAUUGAAAAUCAAACACUCCAUGUGAGCCCAUGAGCUCAUGUGCAACAUUUCUAUAGGCUAUGCAAUUGCGUGAGAAAACAGAGUUUUGAUGGCCUCUAUUUUUAUGUUUUAUUUCACCUUUAUUUAACCAGGUAGGCCAGUUGAGAACAACUUCUCAUUUACAAAUGCGAGCAGGCCAAGAUGGAGCAAAGCAGUGCAACACAAACAACAGAGUUACACAUGGGAUUAACAAACAUACAGUCAAUAGCACAAUAGAAAAAUCAAUAUACAGUGUGUGCAAAUGUAGUAAGAUUAGGGAGGUAUAAGGCAAUAAGUAGACCAUAGUGGUGAAGUAAGUACAAUUUAGCAUUAACACUGGAGUGAUAGAUGUGCAGAAGAUGAAAUGUGCAAGUAGAGAUUUUUGAAAUUAAUUCCAGUCAUUGGCAGCAGAGAACUGGAAGGAAAGGUGGCCAAAGGAGGAGUUGGCUUUGGGGAUGACCAGUGAAAUAUACUUGGUGGAGCAUGUGCUACGGGUGGGUGCUGCUGUGGUGACCAGUGAGCUGAGAUAAGGUGGGGCUUUACCUAGCAAGACUUAUAGAUGACCUGGAACCAGUGGGUUUGGCGACAAAUAUGAAGCAAGGGCCAGCCAAUGAGCGCAUACAAGUUGCAGUGGUGGGUAGUAUAUGGGGCUUUGGUGACAAGACGAAUGGCACUGUGUAAGACUACAUCAAGUUUGCUGAGUAGUUUCGGGGGCUAUUUUGUAAAUGACAUCGCCGAAGUCAAGGAUCGUUAGGAUAGCAUGAGGGAAGGAUGCUUUGUUGUGAAAUAGGAUGCCGAUUCUAGAUGUAAUUUUGGAUUGGAGAUGCUUAAUGUGAGUCUGGAGUGAGACUUUACAGUAUAACCAGACACCUAGGUAUUUGUAGUUGUCCACAUAUUCUAAGUCAGAACUGUCCAGUGUCGUGAUGCUAGACAGGUGGGCGGGUGCGGGCAGCAAUCGGUUGAAGAGCAUGCAUUUAGUUUUGCUUGCAUUUAAGAGCAGUUGGAGGCCGCGGAAGGAGAGUUGUAUGGCAUUGAAGCUCGUCUAGAGGUUAGUAACACAGCUUCCAAAGAUGUGCCAGAAGUAUACAGAAUGGUGUCGUCUGCGUAGAGAUGGAUCAGAGAAUCACCAACAUCAUUGAUGUUUACAGAGAAAAGAGUUGGUCUGAGAAUUGAACCCUACGGCACCCCCAUAGAGACUGCCAGAGGUCCGGACAACAGGCCCUCCGAUUUGAAACAGUAAUGUAUAUCUGUGAAGUAGUUGGUGAACCAGCGAAGCAGUCAUUUGAGAAACCAAGGCUGUGGAUUCUCCCGAUAAGUAUGUGGUGAUUGACAGAGUCGAAAGCCUUGGCCAGGUUGAUGAAGACGGCUGCACAGUACUGUCUUUUAUUGAUGGCGGUUAUGAUAUUGUUUAGGACCUUGAGCGGGGCUGAGGUGCACCCAUGACCAGCUCGGAAACCAGAUUGCAGAGCGGAGAAGGUACGGUGGGAUUCAAAAUGGUUGGUGAUCUGUUUGUUAACUUGGCUUUCGAAGACUCUAGAAAGGCAGGGUAGAAUAGAUAUAGGCCCUUAACUGUUUGGGUCUAGAGUGUCUCCCCCUUUGAGGAGGGGGAUGAACGAGGCAGUUUUCCAAUCUUUAGGGAUCUCAGACAAUAUGAAAGAGAGGUUGAACAGGCUAGUAAUAGGGGUUGCAACUAUUUGUGGUGGAUAAUUUUAGAAAGAGAGUGUCUAGAUUGUCUAGCCCAGCUGAUUUGUAGAUGUUAGAUUUUGGCUAUUCGAUGCUAAUGCAGUACGCCACAGGAUGUUUUUGUGCUGCUCAAGGGCAGUCAAGUCUGGAGUGAACCAGGGGCUUUAUCUGUUCUUAGUUCUAAUUUUUUUUUGAAUAGGGCAUGCUUAUUUAAGAUGGUGAGGAAGGCAAUUUUAAAGAAUAACCAGGCAUCCUCUACUGACAGAAUGAGGUCAAUAUCCUUGCAGGAUACCCGGGCCAGGUCGAUUAGAAAGGCCUGCUCGCUGAAGUGUUUUAGGGAGUGUUUGACAGUGAUGAGGGGUGGUCGUUUGACCGCGGACACAUUAUGGAUGCAGGCAGUGAUCGCUGAGAUCCUAGUUGAAGAUAGCAGAGGUGUAUUUAGAGGGCAGGUUGGUCAGGAUGAUAUCUAUGAAGGUGCCCGUGUUUACGGAUUUGGGGUUGUACCUGAUAGGUUCCUUGAUCAUUUGUGUGAGAUCGAGGGCAUCUAGCGUAGAUUGUAGGACAGCUGGGGUGUUAAGCAUAUCCCAGUUUAGGUCACCUAACAGUACAAACUCUGAAGAUAAAUGGGGGGCAGUUAAUUCACAUAUGGUGUCCAGGGCACCGCUGGGGGCUGAGGGGGGUCAAUAACAACAGUGAGAGACUUAUUUCUGGAAAGGUGGAUUUUUAAAAGUAGAAGCUCGAACUGUUUGGACACAGACCUCUGCAGGCUAUCUCCGCAGUAGAUUGCAACUCCACCCCCUUUGGCAGUUCUAUCUUGGUGGAAAAUGUUGUAGUUGGGGAUGGAAAUUUCUGAAUUUUUGGUUGCUUUCCUAAGCCAGGAUUCAGACACGGCUAGGACAUCAGGGUUGGAGGACUGCGCUAAAGCAAUGAAUAAAACACACUUAGGGAGGAGGCUUCUGAUAUUAACAUGCAUGAAACCAUGGCUUUUACGGUUACAAAAGUCAACAAAUGAUAGCGCCUGGGGAAAAGGAAUGGAACUAAGGGCUACAUGGCCUGGGUUAACCUCAACAUCACCAGAAGAACAGAGGAGGAGUAGGAUAAAGGCAUUGCUAAAGGCUAUAAGAACUGGUAGUCUAGUGCUUUGGGGACAGAGAAUAGAAGGAGCAGAUUUUCGGGCAUAGUAGAAUAGAUUCAGGGCAUAAUGUACAGACUAUGGUAGGAUGUGAGUACCGUGGAGGUAAACCUAGGCGUUGAGUGAUGAUGAGAGGUUUCGUCUCUGGAGGCACCAGUUAAGCCAGGUGAGGUCGCCGCAUGUGUGUGGGGUGGAACAAAAGAGCUAUCUAAGGCAUUUUGAGCAGGACUGAGGGCUCUACAGUGAUAUAAAAACUAGCCAAGACAGCAGUAGACAAGGCAUACUGACUUUAGAGAGAGGCAUAAAGCAAACACAGGUGUUGAUCAGGAGAGCUAAGACAACAACGGGUAAAUGACGAUGAAUUGGCAGAGCGGGUCAGUUAGGUACAUACAGGACCUGAGUUUGAGGCUGGGGCCGACAGGUAAACAAAAUGAGGUACCGUGUUAUUGAAACAGUCCAGGGGUCAUCAGCUAUGUACAUUGAGGGGAAGAAGUAUGAUCCCCUGCUGAUUUUGUACGUUUGCCCACUGACAAAGAAAUUAUCAGUCUAUAAUUUUAAUGGUCGGUUUAUUUGAACAGUGAGAGACAAUAACAACAACAAAAUCCAGAAAAACGCAUGUCAAAAAUGUUAUAAAUUGAUUUGCAUUUUAAUGAGGGAAGUAUUUGACCCCUCUGCAAAACAUGACUUAGUACUUGGUGGCAAAACCCUUGUUGGCAAUCACAGAGGUCAGACGUUUGUUGUAGUUGGCCACCAGGUUUGCACACAUCUCAGAAGGGAUUUUGUCCCACUCCUCUUUGCAGAUCUUCUCCAAGUCAUUAAGGUUUCGAGGCUGACGUUUGGCAACUCGAACCUUCAGCUCCCCCCACAGAUUUUCUAUGGGAUUAAGGUCUGGAGACUGGCUAGGCCACUCCAGGACCUUAUUGUGCUUCUUCUUGAGCCACUCCUUUGUUGCCUUGGCCGUGUGUUUUGGGUCAUAUUCAUGCUGGAAUAUCCAUCCAUGACCCAUUUUCAAUGCCCUGGCUGAGGGAAGGAGGUUCUCACCCAAGGUUUGACGGUACAUAGCCCCGUUCAUCGUCCCUUUGAUGCGGUGAAGUUGUCCUGUCACCUUAGCAGAAAAACACCCCCAAAGCAUAAUGUUUCCACCUCCAUGUUUGACGGUGGGGAUGGUGUUCUUGGGGCCAUAGGCAGCAUUCCUCCUCCUCCUCCAAACACGGUGAGUUGAGUUGAUGCUGAAAGAGCUCCAUUUUGGUCUCAUCUGACCACAACACUUUCACCCAGUUGUCCUCUGAAUCAUUCAGAUGUUCAUUUGCAAACUUCAGACGGGUAUGUAUAUGUGUUUUCUUGAGCAGAGAGACCUUGUGGGGGCUGCAGGAUUUCAGUCCUUCACAGCGAAGUGUGUUACCAUUGACAAGAUCCUCCCGUGUAGUUCUGGGCUGAUUCCUCACCGUUCUCAUGAUCAUUGCAACUCCACGAGGUGAGAGCUUGCAUGGAGCCCCAGGCCGAGGGAGAUUGGAAGUUAUUUUAUGUUUCUUCCAUUUGCGAAUUUGUUGUCACCUUCUCACCAAGCUGCUUGGCGAUGGUCUUAUAGCCCAUUCCAGCCUUGUGUAGGUCUACAAUCUUGUCCCUGACAUCCUUGGAGAGCUCUUUGGUCUUGGCCAUGGUGGAGAGUUUGGAAUCUGAUUGAUGGAUUGCUUCUGUGUCUUUUAUACAGGUAGCAAGCUGAGAUUAGGAGCACUCCCUUUAAGAGUGUGCUCCUAAUCUCAGCUCGUUACCUGUAUAAAAGACACCUGGAAGCCAGAAAUCUUUCUGAUUGAGAGGGGGUCAAAUACUUAUUUCCCUCAUUAAAAUGCAAAUCAAUUUAUAACAUUUUUGACAUGCGUUUUUCUGGAUUUUUGUUGUUGUUAUUCUGUCUCUCACUGUUCAAAUAAACCUACCAUUAAAAUUAGUGUUUUCCCUACUGCCGUGUGCACAUUCCUCAGCUUAUAAUAUAAAGAAAAAGUGUAAUUUAUCAAGAUUUUAAAUUAAACGUGCUGAUCUGUUGCAUCAGCCUCAUUGCUUUUUAAAUUAAUUUUGAUGUGAGUGGUUGUAGUCAUUUGGGAUCUAUCGCAUCUCAUAACUGUCUCAGACUAUGUUUAGAAUAUUGAUUUCUUGCCCAGAAGGGCAAGUUGACCAUAGGUAAUAGGUCAACUUUUGUGGUACGGUGGAUAGCAGAUUGACAUAGGCCAGUGUUUUUGCCCUUCGUUUGCCCUUCACUCAUCUUGUUGGCUGACGAAAUGUAAAUGUGGACAGUUCUUCUAACAUCUUCAGUAUGCGCCUCGGAAUUCGAUAAGAGGGACGAGCGCAGUUGCGUGUGUCUGUCUUCACUUGUAGCCUACUUAGCUGAGAUGCCUGUAAGAAGGACACGAUCACAUGACGGGCAUUGGUUAAAAAUAAUUGAGAUAUCUGAGAGAGCCAUGUGAGAGGUGCUUUGGAGCAAGGCGAUUGGCAGCCGGGAGAAGGGAAUUAUAAUGAUUAUGUUCAGCCCAAGGGCAUAAUGUCCACUUUGGCUGCAAAAAGCAUGGGUUUUUUAGGGGGCGUUACUGAUGAAGUGUGUGCAGCCUGCACAAGAAACAAAGCAGAGGUCAUGCCUUUAAUGAAAACAUUUUAAAAUCCUCAGUCGCAUCAUGCAGGCUUAGAAUGUAUUACAAAUCUAAACAUAUAGCCCAAAGUUUAUCACAACUAAUGUUGCAGAAAUAACUCUAAAUUAAGCAUAUAGGAGAACUUGCUUCUUUGUUAACCUAACAGAAUAGCCAUGUGUGCGCUCUCCCACAGAAAUCGUUUGAAAAAAGACCUUUGUGUUUUAUUCAGCUGCAGUGGGGCAAAAAAGUAUUUAGUCAGCCACCAAUUGUGCAUGCCCACUCACUUAAAAAUGAGAGAGGCCUGUAAUUUUCAUCAUAGGUACACUUCAACUAUGACAGACAAAAUGAGGGGGAAAAUCCAGAAAAUCACAUUGUAGGAUUUUUAAUGAAUUUAUUUGCAAAUUAUGGUGGAAAAUAAGUAUUUGGUCACCUACAAACAAGCAAGAUUUAUGGCUCUCACAGACCUGUAACUUCUUCUUUAAGAGGCUCCUCUGUCCACUCGUUACCUGUAUUAAUGGCACCUGUUUGAACUUGUUAUCAGUAUAAAAGACACCUGUCCACAACCUCAAACAGUCACACUCCAAACUCCGCUAUGGCCAAGACCCAAAGAGCUGUCAAAGGACACCAGAAACAAAAUUGUAGACCUGCACCAGGCUGGGAAGACUGAAUCUGCAAUAGGUAAGCAGCUUGGUUUGAAGAAAUCAACUGUGGGAGAAAUUAUUAGGAAAUGGAAGACAUACAAGACCACUGAUAAUCUCCCUCGAUCUGGGGCUCCACGUAAGAUCUCACCCCGUGGGGUCAAAAUGAUCACAAGAACGGUGAGCAAAAAUCCCAGAACCACACGGGGGGACCUAGUGAAUGACCUGCAGAGAGCUGAGACCAAAAGCGUUUGACCUCUGUCAUUGCCAACAAAGGGUAUAUAACAAAGUAGUGAGAAACUUUUGUUAUUGACCAAAUACUUAUUUUCCGCCAUAAUUUGCAAAUAAAUUCAUUAAAAAUCCUACAAUGUGAUUUUUCUGGAUUUUUUUUUUUCUAAUUUUGUCUGUCAUAGUUGAAGUGUACCUAUGAUGAAAAUUACAGGCCUCUCAUCUUUUUAAGUGGGAGAACAUGCACAAUUGGUGACUGACUAAAUACUUUUUGCCCCACUAUGUUCAAAAAGAUUUUCUUCAUAGUGUAAAAUAAUACCACGGAAUUCUAAGCAAAUUUUGUCUGCGCCCAGAGCCAUAUGGCAUAGCCAGAUUCUGCUCUUCUGAAAUAGGCUACCUAUUCUUCAUAUCAUGUUUCUUUAGACCUGUAAUGGGUUUAUUGUGAUGGUGUAGGCUAUAUUACAUUGAUUUAUUAGACUUUUUCAAAUGUAGAUGUUCCAAAGUUCUACAUCAGUGGCUUGUAGGCUGCGUGGAAGCCAGGAGAUGCUAUACGUGUUUAUGUUAAUUGACGGUCAAUUACAGUGACACCGGCAGUUAUUUUCACCGGCUGACAAAAUUUCAUGAACACCACAGCCCUACAGCUUCCUAAUAUUGAGUUGCCUCAAUUCGUCGGGGCAUGGUGUCGAUAGUGUUCCACAGGGAUGCUGGCCCAUGUUGAGUCCAGUGCUUCCCAAAGUUAUAUCAAGUUGGCUGGAUGUCCUUUGGGGGGUGGACCAUUCUUGAUACAGACGUAAAACUGUUGCGCAUGAAAAACCCAGCAGUGUUGCAGUUCUUGACACUCAAACCAGUGCGCCUGGCACCUACUACCAUACCCCUUUCAAAGGCACUUAAAUAUUUGUCUUGCCCAUCCACCCUCUGAAUGGCACACACACACACCAUGUCUGAAAGCUUACAAGUCCUUUACCCUGUUGUCCUUCCUUCAUCUACACGGAAUUUGAAGUGGAUUGAACCAGUGUCAUCAAUAAGGGAUCAUUCAGUAGCUUUCACCUGGAUUCCCUUGGUCAGUCUGUCAUGGAAAGAGCAGGUGUUCAUAAUAUUUUGUACACUCAAUGUGCGUACAGUCUUAAACAGAGCAGCAGAAACGACCUUGUCUCUGCAUGCUGUGGUGGGGGCUUGGGACCUGUGGAUGGUGUGAUGGGACAUGAGAGCUAAACCACUGCUCGCAAGUCACGGUUUGAGAAGGGACAGCUGGAAGCGAUGCUAUUCCUGCUGGAUGAGGAGGAGGGGAACCUCACUGGGACAUUCCUUGCUGAGAUCCCAUCACUUGAAACUGUGCAAUGUGUUCUUAUGGUUUGUGGUGUAUAUAUUACCUGACCCUGGUACAAACUGUGCCAUACUGAAAGAGCUGAGAGAAACUUGUGCCCCUUCUGACAAGCUGUGGCAGCAGUCAGGUAGGGCAGCACACAGGGCAUGUUCAAGGGAAUAGCAUCUGUAGAUGUUUUAUUUAAUCUUUUAGUUUGACAGGGAAAUCACACCAAUGUCUCUUUUACAGGUGUGCCCUGUAGAUUAAUACUUGUGUGUGCAGACUAAAGUAAACAGAAAUUGUAUUGUAGAUCUGUAAUGAUGCAAUGGGAUGCGUGAGAUAACGAGCGGUAUUAUAGUUCCGGUACUUUGGACAAAUCACGAUUUCGCAGGUGUUUCAGAAGGAGAGGGGACAUUUGACCCUGCCGUAACCUGCAGAGAGAGAGAAGGUGGAGGUCUUCGUUCCGGGUCUGAUCCUUUUUCAAUAUCUUCUCUUAACGUGUGGAACCAGAACUUAAAUGAGCAUUUUACCAAUUACACAAGACUUUAAUUCUGAGUUAACUAAGA
Messenger RNA from Oncorhynchus nerka (sockeye salmon), 10674 nucleotides. RefSeq names its product transmembrane protein 161B-like. Lineage: Eukaryota; Metazoa; Chordata; Actinopteri; Salmoniformes; Salmonidae. The record is from RefSeq and is a predicted model, not a curated record. The transcript has 12 exons. Bases 615 to 2063 code for a protein of 482 amino acids.